UCAUGACUUCAACUAUUUACUAUAAACAUCUAUUGGAGAUUCAAACAUAAAGUUGUUUACCGGUGUGAUUAAAAAUUUUUAUAUGAAAAAUGGUAUCACCGAUAAUAAUAUUAAUUCAGCUGACGUUGCUUAUUAGUGCACAUAAUCAUGUUUUUAAGAAUAACGAAAAUGCGAAUACAAGUUUGGACUUUGUUAAUAAAAAUUCGUCUUACCGCAGUAACAAUUUCACAGACUUUCUCUUUACGGUCUCAAAUUCGUCGAGUUUUAUAGAUACUCGUUCUGAAUCUAAAUCGGACCAAGUCGAUUGCUUUGGUUUGGGGAAAACAUUAGCCACAACGUUGGAAUGGUUUUUUAUGAGCAAACCGAAUGGGACAAACGCUUUGGACGUUCAUUUUUUUUUAUCCUCAAGAAAACAACCGCAACGUGUUCAAGUAAUGGUAGGCAAACAAUUUGGUUUAGAGUGGGCAGACUUUGCAAUCGAACGUGGUACGAUCAUGAUAGUCCAUGGUUUCUUAUCGCAUGGACAAGAAUCAUGGAUUAGCAAUCUAGAACAAUCGUUUCUACGAUGGAAUGAUGUUAACAUUAUAGUUGUGGACUGGGGUACCGGUGGUAACACUUGGAAUUACUACAAAGCUGCAGUUAAUACAAGAGUGGUGGGAUAUCAAAUUGCAAGAUUUUUAGAGCAUAUAGAGAACGUAACAAUCGCUCAAAGUAAUUCCAAUGCCAAUAAUUGGGGACCUUUACAUUUAGUGGGUCAUAGUCUUGGAGCACAUAUUUGUGGUUUUGCUGCAAAGGAAUUGAAAAAAAGACAGAGCAAAUGGAAGGUUGAAAGGAUAACUGGAUUAGACCCUGCACAGCCAUGUUUCAAAAAUGCAGAUUCAACUGUGAAACUUCACAAGUCGGAUGCAUCGUUCGUCGAUAUAAUACACACCAAUGGCAAAUUGCUAUCUGAGAUUGGAUUAGGUUUACCAGAGCCUACUGGUCACGUUGAUUUCUACCCGAAUGGCGGCAAAAGUCAACCUGGCUGCAUAAAAACAGAUUCGUCAUAUUUUGAAUAUUUACCAAUUCCUCUUCGAGUAAUUAAUAAGUCUAUAUGUAGUCAUGGACGUUCGUACGUUUAUUUGACGGAAUCAUUGAUAUCGGACAUCAAACACAAUUGCACUUUUUGGGCACAUCAUUGGGACUUAUCGUAUCGAAACUUAAUAGGAAUAGGAAAAGAGGCUUGCAAUAAAAGUGUUUGUACCGAGAUGGGGAUAAAUGCAAUAAAUCAUCCUCAGCGUGGAACGUUCUUUGUCGCCACUUCCAACACUGUACCAUUUUGUAUUAACAAUAGUCGUAUUAUCGACGAAGUAAUAACUCAGUUGGAGAAGGACCAUGAAAACGAGCUCCACGAUUGAUGUUUACCAACGAAUUAAUAAUAUGUGUAUUAUUGAUUUAUAAAUAAACGUUCUGCACUUU
This is a messenger RNA of Colletes gigas, 1458 nucleotides long. Its product is annotated as pancreatic triacylglycerol lipase-like. The record is from RefSeq and is a predicted model, not a curated record. Gene Ontology annotation, molecular function: lipase activity; carboxylic ester hydrolase activity. NCBI's taxonomy places the organism in Eukaryota, Metazoa, Arthropoda, Insecta, Hymenoptera, Colletidae. The transcript has 6 exons. Gene Ontology annotation, biological process: lipid metabolic process. The coding region runs from base 90 to 1397 and encodes 435 amino acids.